This is a messenger RNA of Grosmannia clavigera kw1407, 885 nucleotides long. RefSeq names its product RNA-binding protein. Lineage: Eukaryota; Fungi; Ascomycota; Sordariomycetes; Ophiostomatales; Ophiostomataceae. Gene Ontology annotation, cellular component: precatalytic spliceosome. The transcript has a single exon. The coding region runs from base 1 to 885 and encodes 294 amino acids. The record is from RefSeq and is a predicted model, not a curated record.
AUGAGCCAGCGGCCGAUGCUGCACCAGGCCGAUGAGCGGCGGUUCCUGGACGAGCGGGGAUCGUCAGCGACAGUGGCACCCAACGGGCUGAACCCGGCGACGAUCAUGGAGAAGGCGGUGCGCGAGCGGAUCGUGGACAGCUACUUCUGGAAGGAGCAGUGCUUCGGCGUGAACGAGGCAGACGUGGUCGACCGGGUGGUUGACCACGUCAACUGCAUCGGCGGCACGACGGGCACAGCGCAGAAGCCGACGCCGUUUCUCUGCCUGGCCUUCAAGCUGCUGCAGCUGGCGCCCAACGACGAGAUCCUGGCGGCCUACCUGCAGCACGGCGGCGAGCGAUUCAAGUACCUGCGGGCACUGGCACUCUUCUACGUGCGGCUGACGCGCCCCGCCGAUGCCGUCUACCGGACGCUGGAACCAUUCCUAGCCGACCGCCGGAAGCUGCGGCGCCGCGGCCGCGCCGGCACGACGCUCACGUUCGUCGACGACUUUGUCGACGACCUGCUGGUCAAGCCGCGCGUCUGUGCCACCAGCCUGUGGAAGCUGCCGUCGCGCGACGUGCUCGAGGACCUGGGCAAGCUGGAGCCGCGGGUCAGUCCGCUGGGCGACAUUGACGAGAUCCUCGACGAGGAGGAGGAAGAGGCGAGGAGGAUGGACGUGGAGGACGAGAACGAUGACGCGAUGCAAAGGGAUCAAGACGACAGGAGCGACGACAGCAGCCACGAUCGCAGGGACAGAAACGGGCGUCGGGCAAGCAGCUAUGACAGCGACCGAGAUGAGCACGAUGACAGGCCUACAGAACAGAGGCGGCCAAGACGAGACAGUAGGGAUGACGACGAUAACUCGUCUGACAGCGGGUCUGGGGCCCGUUCUAGGAGCAGAUGA